AUGGUUACAAUAGACGAGGUCUGGCAUGUCUCAGUAGAGAGCUUGAUCGGGCCUCCGCCUCCUGGGCUUGACGUGCAUCGUACUCGGACGAUGACUGAUAAUGUCGCUUGCGUGGCUCUUGUUGUUGUUACUACGAUCGUCGUUGCCAUCCGUUUCUUCGUGCUGGUUCAUAUUCAAAAGAUUCGACCUUACCUCGACGACUGGUUGAUGCUAUUUAAUCUGGUUCCUCUGAUUGCACUCACAGCAAUAGCAUGCCUUGGCGGAGAAAGAUAUGGCCUCGGGAAACAUAUCUGGGCUGUGAAUAUCGGCCCGCUGAUCAUUGGAAAGAAGAACUUGUUCAUUUGGCUGAUCCUCUACGUGUUUCAACUAUUCAUGGUUAAAGUAUCCGUCUUACUCUUCUAUCGGCGGAUUCUGGGAAUGAGCUGGAUGAUCACCGCAAACGUAGCUCUCAGUGCGGCCUGGGCCUUAGGAAGCAUCAUUGCCAUCCUUUGUGGACCCGCCCCAAUCUCAUAUUUCUGGCUGGAGUAUAUCAAUCCAUCCGAAGGACACUACCGAUUUCCUUUUUACAACCUGUGGGUAGGCAAUGCUGCGUCGAAUGUUUUUACGGACGUUCUGAUCAUUCUCGUUCCGGUCCCAGUCAUCUGGAGACAAAAUAUGCGUGUGAGACAAAAGCUCAUUGUGUCUGUAUUGAUGGGCCUUAGCAUCGGUGUCGUCGUUGCGAGUGUAAUCCGACUUCACUACCUGACUCUUCUUGACAACAACAAAGACAUCAGCUAUAUCAUGGGCAUAGUCUUUGUGUGGUCUACCGUGGAGCCCUGUCUGGGAAUUAUGUGUGCCUGUCUACCGGCAGUGCAACCCUUCGUCAGAUUCCUUCUUAGAAUCGAAUACAGAGCCUAUGCUGGGGGUAGGCUCAGCUUCAAUUCGCAUCCUGGUAAUAGCAUUCCACGAGUGCGGGAACACAGGCGGAUUAAUAGUCCCGUCGUUGGGCUGUCAGAUGGCGGCUUUGAUUUCCGGCCAGACCUUUGUGGGCCAGACGGGAAACACGAUGACAAACUGCGGCUUACAAUCGAGGCGCUUGUAGAGACCGAGCACGACAAGGAGGAGAGAGAGAAGCUGCAGCAAUUUCUGGGGCCGAUGUUUAUUCGGGUACAGCGUGAUGUCGAAUUGACGGUCUUCGAAGGACCUCGUUGA
Molecule: messenger RNA, 1191 nt
Organism: Penicillium chermesinum
Lineage: Eukaryota; Fungi; Ascomycota; Eurotiomycetes; Eurotiales; Aspergillaceae
Exons: 4
Coding region: 1-1191 (396 amino acids)
Source: RefSeq, a predicted model, not a curated record